Molecule: messenger RNA, 2813 nt
Organism: Manis pentadactyla (Chinese pangolin)
Lineage: Eukaryota; Metazoa; Chordata; Mammalia; Pholidota; Manidae
Gene: CCDC157
Product: coiled-coil domain containing 157
Exons: 9
Coding region: 285-2342 (685 amino acids)
Source: RefSeq, a predicted model, not a curated record
AUGAAAUUUUUUAAAAAAAUUAAUUUACCUCUUUUUACUUUUUUAAAUGUGGCUAGUAGAAAAUUUUAAAUCCUAUAUGUAGCUUGCAUUAUAUUUCUUUUGGACAGUACUGUUCUGGAAGCAGGAUGGCCUGAAGACAGAGCAGAGAUAUUGGACUCAAGAUUCCCAGCACCUUAAAUGACCUUGGGCUAACCUCUUAACAUUCCAGAGCCUGCUCCCUCACCUGUAUAGAUCGAGAAGUGGCACACAGUAGGUCCUGUAGUCAUAGGUAGCACUGUUGGAGCAUGUCCUCUGUGCUCACACUCAAGGCAGGAGACCCCUCUUGCCCUUACCCUCACCCCAUUACUCCAGCCUGGGACACUCUGCCCCCACUCCAGCCCCCAUCUUCUGUGACCCCUCCUCCCUGCCCCCAGGAAGCCUCCCUGAGUGCCCACUCACACUUACCUUCAUCUAUUCCUAGAAACCGAAGAGAGGAAGCCAGGCACCUGGGACCCUCUGACCUUGAGUCCCAGCACCCACAGGCCAGUCCCCCUAGCCCACAGGGCAGACACCUGUGUGGAGGAGCCGCGAGGAUGGCACACCUGCUGGGCAGCCAGGCUUGCAUGGACAGCCUGCGCAAGGACCUCACUGACCUGCAGGGCGCCAUCGUGGAUGUGUUCUCCCGUGCCGGGCCUGUGCGCUUCCCCUCCUGGAAGUUCCCUGACCGCGUGGCCUGUGACCUGGACAUGGUGGCCCUGCUAGAGCACUAUGACCAUGUGCCAGGUGACCCUGAGUUCACGCAAUUGUCCCAUGCUGUUCUGCUGGAGCUCGUCAUCGACAGGCUCCUGCUGCUGCUUCAGAGCUGCGCGAGCUACUUGGAGAACCUUGGUUCAGAGCAGACUGUGCCCCCCACCCGCACUGUGGGGCCCUGCAUGUCCGUGGGGCUCACGGUGCGGUGCUUCUGGAAUAGCCUGCUGAGCCUGGACCUGCUCCACCGGCAGGCGGACCCCCAGAAAAAGGCAAACCAAGGGGAGACCCCCACCUCCGAGCCCACAGCCAAGGGCAAACCAGCCAGGAGCCUUCAAUUUGUGACUGCCAAGUUCAUCAAGCCCUCCUCCUCAAUGCCAGACUUGCCCCAGACUUGCCAAGAGCCGGACAGCCUCCCCAUCAGAGACUCCCUGCAGUGUCCAGCGAGGGCCACCGAGCACACCAGGAGCAUCUAUUCCCAAACUGUGGAGACAGCCCUGGUGCCCUGCGAUGCAUGCACCAGCGUCCAGGGCAGCCUGCGGGAGGUGGGCAAGAUGGUCAUCCACCUGUGUCAGAGCCAGAACUUGCCCUCGUCCCUAGGCCAGUUCCAGCAUCUGGUGCAGGACAGCAUGGGGCUCAGGCCACUUCCGGCCGCCACUGUGGGCCACUGGGCAGCAGAGCAGAGCAAAGACCUGACACGCCUCAGUGAGCACGUGGGGGCCCUCACUCAGCUCAUCGGGCCCCUCAGGGCCCAGCUGGAGGAGGCUGAGGGACGGAAGGAUGGACUGAAGAAGCAGGUGGGCGAGCUGGAGCAGGCUUUGCAGCAGGAGCAGGGGCAGCGGCGGCAGCAAGCAGACGAGGCUGCACAGCGCCUGGCCAAGUGGGAGUGUGAGAGGCAGCAACUGCUCGCAGAAACAAGUGACCUCAAAACCAAGGUGACCACCCUCGAGGGGGAGCUGAAGCAGCAACAGGAGUCCACGCAAGCCAUGGAGGUGAAGGCCCAGCAGCUGCGAGAGGAGGCCGAGCACAGGAUGGCGGCCGAGGCGCAGGUGCAGCAGCUGGAGGAGCAGGUGCAGCUGCUGGCGGGGCGGCUGGAUGGGGCGAGCCAGCAGAUCCGCUGGGCCAGCACAGAGCUGGACAAGGAGAAGGCUCGCGUCGACAGCAUGGCCCGCCACCAGGAGUCCCUGCAGGCCAAACACCGAGCCCUGCUGCAGCAGCUGGGCAGCCUGGACCAGGAGCGCGAGGAGCUGCGGGGUAGCCUGGAUGAGGCCGAGGCUCGGCAGGCCCAUGUGGAGGAGCAGCUGCAGAGAGCGCAGCAGGAGAGGGAGCAGGGGCAGUGCCAGCUCCUGGCCCAGCAGGAGGUGCUGCAGAGCCUGCAGCAGGAGAAGCAGGGCCUGGAGCAGGCAACGACAGACCUGCGGCUGACCAUCGCAGAGCUGGAGCAGGAGCUCGUGGAGCAGACGGAGCGGGAGCGGCUGCUGGUGGCCUUUCCAGACCUGCACAAGCCCGUCGAGGCCCAGAUCCAAAUGCGUCCCGCAACCACACCAUGGGGCCAGUGCCAGGAGAACAGCCCCAGCUGUCCAGGGUCCUGCACGCCCAUGGCACAGAAGUGCUAGGAUUCAUCUCAGCAGAGGAUUGGAUGCCAGGCAACCUGGGUCUCACCCCUCCACCCUCUAACACUUUGGGGGACAAAUCAAGAGUUGUCAGGAGAGCCACUGACAACUGGUCACAAUAAGUCCUCAGUCUGAGCGCUAUGUACCAGGCCCUUCUGUACCUUCUCAACUGCCCCACGAGGCAGCUAACAGCCCCUUUUUACAAACCAGAAAACAUAACCAGAGCAAGCAGCUAUAUGACGAGGUUAUAGUCAGAAGGAAGCAUGUAUUCCCCAAACAGUGGGAAAGGACAUCCUUGCUGAAUUCCGGUAACUCAUCCCCAAGAACCAGUUGUGUGAGUUUGGACAACUCACUGCUUCUCUUGACCUCCAAAUACAGGCAGACUCGGGAGAAAUCUUUCUUGCCUAGUUGCUAAGUCUCCAGUGAGCUGUAGUUCCUACUCAGCUCUCAAAUUCUAUAAUGCUGUGGUCACCU